CUGCAUUCCACAAAUGCUAGCAUAGCCUAGCAUCUUUAUGGUAUUUUCCUUUAAAAACCUCCUGGGUGUGCAGAUUCAGAAACUGGAUGUGUGGAUGAUUGCAGCAAUCCACCAGUGACCUUUGGGAUUAUUUCCAACAGAGAAGCCUAGCUACCAGGGGACUGGGAGUGCCUGACUAAUGACUGUGGUGGUUGGUGAUUGCAGUGUCGGCAGAGGGUGACGGCUAAAGGGAAGGUAACUCAUUAACACCACAGAGCAACUGUCGUGACGCCACCUCUGCCUGCCUGGAUGACUGCAUGUCUUGUGAGCCUGCAGCAGAAAGACAGACCCCGAGACAGACAGGCUAGGAGGCUAGCCCGGCUGGAGCUGUGUGUGUCCGACCGCAACACAGUGUCACAUACUGACACACACACACACGCACUGUCAUAUACACGACACACUGUCACGUAAUACACUGUCACGUACACACGCGACACAGGAGUACCGUGCAUCUACCAGACCAGGAGAAGACAAUCGGAGCACUGACUGAACUGUGCCCCAGCUGCAUGUGUCCGAGCACAUGCAGGCAAUCUCAGCUGCUGCAGUGACCUGAGUCAUUGUGGUGGGACCCAGCCACCUAACCCAGCCUGGAGGCACCUAACCCAGCCUGGAGGCACCUAACCCAGCCUGGAGGCACCUAACCCAGCCUGGAGGCACCUAACCCAGCCUGGAGGCACCUAACCCAGCCUGGAGACACCUAACCCAGCCUGGAGACACCUAACCCAGCCUGGAGACACCUAACCCAGCCUGGAGACACCUAACCCAGCCUGGAGACACCUAACCCAGCCCGGAGACACCUAACCCAGCCCGGAGACACCUAACCCAGCCAGGCAACAGCCAUGGACGCUCUGGAGCAGGAAUACAAGUCGCCGUUUGACUUUGAGCAGGGGGUGAAUAGCAGCUACCUCUUUUUGUCCCCCAGCGUCAUUGUAACACCACCAGGCUCACCGCAUGUGACUGUCACAGCCAGAGGUGCUGUGAGACCAGACUCUAUCACAGAGGUAGGGGAGGAUGCAGUGAUGUCGGUGGCCGUGUCCCCUUCCGUCCCCACCCUGACAGAGGAGGAACAGGAGGAGCUGCGAGAUGAACUGCUCAGGGUGGAGGAUGAGGUCGUGACUCUGUCUCAGGUGCUGGCAGCUAAGGAGAAGCAGGUGGCAGACAUCAAGAGGAAGCUGGGCAUCACUCCUCUCAACGAGCUCAAACAGAACAUCAGCAAGAGCUGGCAGGAGGUCACCACCUCUACUGCCUACAAGAAGACGUCAGAGGGCCUGUCCGUAGCUGGUCAGAAGGCCACGGCAGCCUUCACCAGCAUGGGCUCGGCCAUCAGCAGGAAGUUUGAGGACGUCAGAUUGCAAUCUAUUUCCAAUUCCUUUGGGAACACAACCACCUUUAAGUCGUUUGAGGAGAAAGUUGAGACUUUAAAGGUCAAGAUGAGCCCGACAGCAUCUCAGGGUGACUUUGGCGAUGUGUUGACCUCUACAGCGACCUCUGACCCUUCUGUUCCCGUAGAGAAACGGCCAGAGGCCACACCCAUCGCCACCCAGGAAGAACAGCCCCACUGAGACCAGCCUGACCUUUCACCCCUGACCCCUAGCCAGGCUGACAUUCACUAGAACCAUACCCUCUUUCCCCUUCUGUCUCCCCUCUUUCUGUUCUCUCACCUCCUCCCUUCUUCAGCUCCCUCUACAACCCUAUAGCACAAAACAACAGAACCAACAACCAAAAAAGAAAAAUAAGUUUCCCCAGGAACUUAAAAAAAAAAAAGAAGUAAUUAUGAAAAUAUUGUUGUGACACCGUAACACUUGUAGGUUUGUAGGACUGUAUGUUUCUAUUUUAAUGCCCAUGGUUGAGGAACCUGCACAAGUAGAAGAAUAUACAUUACACUUAAUGAGAAACUGUAUGUCACAGCAAGUGAAGUUGUGACGGCAAAACUAAUUGGUUCACACAGGCCCAUAUCUUUCUGUAACUUUGAGGACUAACAGGCAUUUUCUUUUUCUUUUCUUUUGAUGUACUCCAACCACUGUAAUCACUAGGAUGUCAUUUCUAUUCCAACACUGCAGAGUCUUUCUCUGUCAUGUAUUACUAUCACCAAUAGCACCAGUAAUGUGGUGUAGAGCACAGCUGAGUAGAGUUAAUACCAGAUCUGUGUAGCUCACACACUCCUCUCACAGCUUAACCAUAUGGGGGUGGUCUAAAUCUGACCUCUGAGCAGUUCAUAGUGCUUAACUCUGAUAUCAGAGAAGGUGGGCCAAUGCAUCCAGAUCAGUGUGUAAUGAUAGUCGCAGAUGCAUGAUUGGUUAUAAUGGUGUCAGCUGGCCUUGACCCUCAGGUCAGUGCAAUUUACAUCACUCAAAGCCUCACAGCAUGGUGGGCCAAAGUCCGUAUUAGGGCACUUGUCUCACUGGCUUCUCUCUGCUUGGUAUGCUGAAACACAGCAGGAUAGUCACUGGAUGCUGUGUACUUCUCUCUGCUUAGUAUGCUGAAACACAGCAGGAUAGUCACUGGAUGCUGUGUACUUCUCUCUGCUUGGUAUGCUGAAACACAGCAGGAUAGUCACUGGAUGCUGUGUACUUCUCUCUGCUUGGUAUGCUGAAACACAGCAGGAUAGUCACUGGAUGCUGUGUACUUCUCUACUGUUGAAUGAUAUAUGAAUGGUAGGUGUUUUUGUUUCAAAGUGAUUUUCAUUGUUUACCUUUUCAUAAAGAUGUGCAAUUUUCCUUAAAUUGGAAAUCUACUGUUCUCGACCUAGACUAAUAACUAGAUGUCCUCCCGUGUUGGUAUUUUAAUUUCUCUACAGUGUAUGUGGGAUGGUCAUCCAUGUUUUACAGUUGACUUUCUGAGGGAAUGUUUUUCUCAUCUUGAGGUAUAAAAGGUUGCGAUGCGGGAUCCUGUUAAAUGUUUACUCUUGACCACACUAGGAUGAUACAUACAGUGCCCAUAGAAAGUCUACACAUCCUUGAACGUUUUUCAACAGAAGUCUUUCUAAGAGGUUAAGUGUUCCUGAGUGGUCUAGUCUGUCCAGAAUGAAAUCUGCUUCAAAAAAACAGAGUCAAGGUUUAAAUAUCGCUGUCCACCAGUGAUCCCCAACCAAAUUGACUGAGCCUGGGCAAUGUUGACAAAAACGAUGGAUAAAUGUUGCCCUAAGAGUUGUGCAAACUUGGUAGAACUUUAAUGGAAAUGAGUCACAGAUGUAAUUGCUGCCAAAGAUGCAUCCACCAAGUAUUAACUCAGGAUAGAGAGACUUAUGCAAUUAUUAUAUCUGUUACUUGUAAUAUUUUUUGGUCAAAUGACUUUUUCACGUUAAAUGUGGAGUAGGUUGUGUAGAUCUGUAGGAAAAACAUUUCAUGGGGAGUGUAGACCUUCUAUGGGCGCUGUACGUACAUUUUAGGACACUAGUGAAUAUUUUGUUUAAAUGCCUAAUGCAAGUCCUCCCCUACUGGAAGACGACUGGCCAUAUCAUGGAAUGGAUUCAUUGCGGAAAUAAAGUUCUUUAAGAAAAGUCCUGGUUCCACCAUUAAGAAGACAUUAUGGCUAAUAAAAUGUCUUCCAGAGAGAAGUUACUGUAGACCCUUUGCCCCUAUUUAGCCCGAAUGCUAAAGGACUAGGCUGUUGACUUUUCUGUUUAGUCAGGACCUAUUUCACAGAAAGAGGGUCUCCCGCCUCUUCAUUGUGGGCAGAAAUAGUUUGUCAGGAACUCUGUGAUCAAAAGUCUUCUGGUAAACUGCCAGAGAGUAGUCCUUCAACAGCCACCCUGGCACUGGUCUGGUUUGUAAUUGGAAUGCUGCCGUAUCUCUAAAAAAAACAGUCAAACUGGGUUAUUUAACAAGAAUGCACUUGAACAGUGCCCUGUCUUGUCUCCUUUAGCAUUCCUCACAACCUUUCAAAUAAAUGUAUUUUUAUGUUUUCAACAUUUUAA
Molecule: messenger RNA, 3955 nt
Organism: Oncorhynchus nerka (sockeye salmon)
Lineage: Eukaryota; Metazoa; Chordata; Actinopteri; Salmoniformes; Salmonidae
Product: tumor protein D52-like
Exons: 7
Coding region: 879-1601 (240 amino acids)
Biological process (GO): B cell differentiation
Cellular component (GO): cytoplasm
Source: RefSeq, a predicted model, not a curated record